AUGCAGUCGCAAGGGCUUCGUUCUGAAAAACGUGAGUGCGAGGAAAAGGAGGCAGACGGUGAUGCCCACUUCUUGCGCACUCAGCUGUUGCCCUUCUGGCACCGGCUCUCCUCCACAGGACCCAGCAACAAGGUAGUUUGCGUCUGUGAGGCUCUCCAUGCCUCGGGCACGCGGUGUGCAGAGGCCGUAUCCUUUACACCAUGCAGUCGCAAGGGCUUCGUUCUGAAAAACGUGAGUGCGAGGAAAAGGAGGCAGACGGUGAUGCCCACUUCUUGCGCACUCGGCCACCGAUACUGGAGCGGUCGCAGCCUCUGCCACCCAGCCCGCGAGGUGCAAGGAAGGAUGCAGUCGCCGUCCUCUCGUGGGAGGCUGAAGCCCGCUAGUGCUGCACCAGCUCUCGCCUCAUCAGCCAGCGACUACGUAGCAAGGGAGAUGAUGCCCCUCAGCCCCGCCGCUCAGCAGGCACCUCCGUGGGUUACGUCUCCUUCCCAGGAGGCCGCUCCAGGCUCCCUGCGAGAUGCAGCAAGCUGGGCAGGGCAGCACAGUGUAACCAGGCUGUCCAGGCACAAGACGGCAGCGUCCUGUAUUUCAGCCCCGUUACCCAGCGUUAGCUGCGUCCCUGGUUUGCAGAAACAGUCUAGGAGCCAGGACGGACGCAAAUGUGGAAACUGCUUCUCUGCAAAGCAGAAGCCGUGUUGGCAUCUGGACACCAGCCAGCUGUGCUCCACCACCAAAUCAAUUCUCCCUCGCAGUUGGAAACUCUUCAAGCUAGAUCCUCAUCUGACGGAAAAUGACGUCCGCAAGCUUCAGCAAGCGCUGCAGUAUCUUCAUCAGCGGAGGACGAGAAAGACUGUUCCCUAUGGUCUCGGAGGCCCUUCUCGAUCCAGAAGAUCGCUGAAGCACACGGUGCUGGAGAUGCUCGCUGAACCUAGCAGCAGAUGCCGAUGUGCCAACCAGAAGGACAAGAAAUGUCUGAACUUCUGCCAGACAGGAAAAGAUCUCUGGGCUCAGUCCACAGUGGAGAAAACCUCGCGUCACAGCAACAGAGCUGGCAAUUGCGCUGGACCCAAAUGCGUGAACCGACAGCUUGCUGACAGCAAGAAGAUGAAGCGGCUGGAAGCCAUUGGUAACAGUAUCAAAGCUUCCUUCAGUAUUGCAAAGCUGAAGGCUGAGCUCCAGAAAGGGCGGAAGCUGAAGCACAACAGGGCGAACAAAAGGCAAAGCAUCUGGGGAAGCCUGAAAGCAUCCUAG
Messenger RNA from Opisthocomus hoazin, 1251 nucleotides. NCBI's taxonomy places the organism in Eukaryota, Metazoa, Chordata, Aves, Opisthocomiformes, Opisthocomidae. The record is from RefSeq and is a predicted model, not a curated record.